AUGUCGAACUCAAACUCUCCUAUUAUAUUGGAAGGGCAUUUCGAUCCCAAUAUUCCACAAAUUUUGCCGCACGACAAGAUGUACAAGAUUCAAAUUGGCAAUAAACUAUUCAGAAUCAGCGGUGCAUCCUUAAGUUCAGAUGGGCCCAGUUAUUUUACGAAUUAUUUUUCAAAACUAAGUGAAUCUAAAAAAAAACGGUUAGAUACAGAUAGUAGUGGUAAACCUUCCCAUGAACCUGCUACUGUGAACGAAAUCUUAUUCAUUGACAGGUCUGCCGACAUAUUCGAAUUGAUUUAUCAGCACUUACAAGGUUAUUUCAUUGACAUUAAAGAUGAGAGGCAAUACACAAUGUUGUUUGCUGAUGCUCUAUAUUAUAAUUUGCCAAGGUUAAGAUCAAUAUUAAAAGAGAUAGAUUAUUACUUUACCAAUGUAGGUGGGACAUCAUUUAAGAUUGCGAAGAACUUAUUUAGAAGGAAAGGUGACUCUCCAAAUUAUUUUGAAAUGACAUCGAACUCUUUAUAUCUUGACGUGGAGCAAUUAAUCGUAUCAAGGAAACUAUUACGCCCACCACCUCACUCGCCUCCAUAUAUCCCAAGAUCUGCUGAAUACUUAACUGAUAUUUUGGCGUUAUUAGGUGGUGCAUCUUUAAACCUUGAUGAUGAAAGAAGAGAAUCAUUGCUUAAAGAAUGCCGUUAUUAUCGACUCUUGAAUUUGGAACAGACUUUAAUUAAGCAUAGGAUACAAUUCAAUCCAAUGACCAACCAUGAAGAAAUAUAUAUUAAUCUAAAGGAUAUGAGUAAAAAAUCCGUGAAGGCACCACCAAUGCAGGAUACUUCAAAUUUAACCGACUGUUUUGAUGGAAGUUCAGAAAGUGGUUGUCUUCAGCUCAUUAACAACGAUUCUCCUGAGCCAGCAACGAAGAAAUUGAAAACUAACUUUUCACCUCAACUAUGGAGAAUUCUUAGUUAUAAAAGACCCUUUAUUGAUGAAUAUGCUCGCGAUUUAAUAUUUCAAAUUUCCACAAAUGAAUGCACUUUACUCUUUAACAAAGAAAAGGGACUGAUUCAUAUAGACAUAAUUGGUGAAACUGCGCGACGCUUCAUAACAAUAUUUGCAAACAUUCUGGCUAGUAAUGAGAUUGAUCUGGAGAAGUAUAAGGUUAUAUUACCUACUCCUAAUGGGAUCAAUGCAAUAAUUAAACCUGAUGAUAAAGACACCUCUCAAACGACGACACAAACGCAUCUUGUUUUGCCUACCUGUAUUUCUAAAUGUGAUCUCCAAGUGAAUGGAUCCAAAUGCAGCAGUGUACGCUCUCUAAUCAAUGAUUGUAAUAGAAAUGAUCAAAUCAUUGAUUUUUCAGAUAUGAGUCUUCUAAAACAUUCACUUGGUUUGAAACUUCAUAUACUGAAAAUACAAUGUAAAUUAGGGAUAAAUUGUGGUAAACUUAUGCUAAUUGCCCAAAAAGUAGACUCAUUCACAGGGGUGCAAGAAUACAGUAAAUCUGUAGAAUAUCUAUAA
Messenger RNA from Naumovozyma castellii, 1518 nucleotides. It is a transcript of the gene MRX16, whose product is annotated as Mrx16p. The transcript has a single exon. Bases 1 to 1518 code for a protein of 505 amino acids. Lineage: Eukaryota; Fungi; Ascomycota; Saccharomycetes; Saccharomycetales; Saccharomycetaceae. The record is from RefSeq and is a predicted model, not a curated record.